UCGCCUUCGCUUCUCCGCUCCUCAUCUAAACAGUCCGCGCAGAAAGAAACACCGCCGUCCCGCGGGCAUGAAGUGUCUGAACAACCGGGCCGAGAGCCACCUGACCGGGCGAGUGGAGUGCGAGAUGGACGGCGUGGUCAACGGAGCCUGGGUGAACCAGGGCUACUGCGGCUCCCCUCCGAUCUUACCCCGGGUUGUCAGCACCGUGUACAACCCCCAGCCCCUCUUCCAGGGCUCCAUGGAUAGCUUGUAUAAACUGGACACCCCGGGCCCGUUCCCGGAGGAACCGCGACCCGCCGUCGAGAGUCCGACGAAGGAACGAAGAGGCUGCUGCUCUCUUGUCAAAGGUUUGUGGGGCACAACGUUGACCGAAAACACCUCCAACAACAGAGAACUGUUUGUCCGAACCACGCUACGGGAGUUACUGGUCUAUGUGGUGUUUCUAGUCGAUAUAUGCCUCCUGACGUAUGGUAUGACCAGCUCGAGCACCUACUAUUACACCAAAGCCAUGACGGACCUGUUUGUGAACACGGCCGGUGAAAGCGGGGUUAGGUUUCAGUCUGUUGGCUCCAUGGCCGACUUCUGGACCUACGCCGAGGGCCCGCUGCUGGAUGGCCUCUACUGGACGAAAUGGUACAACAACCAGUCCAUGGACAGCGGGAACCAGUCUUUCAUCUACUACGAGAACAUGCUGCUGGGCGUCCCCAGGAUGAGGCAGAUCAAGAUCAAGAACAACUCCUGCAAGGUCCACAAAGACUUUGAAGACGAGAUCACGGGAUGUUUUGAUGUGUACAACGAGAAAAAGGAGGACGACCUCAGCUUCGGUCUCAUCAACGGCACCGCCUGGACGUACCACACGGAGAAAGAGAUCAAGGGUUCCUCUCACUGGGGCUUACUGACCACCUACAGCGGAGCAGGGUACUACCAAGACCUGGGUAAGACCAAAGAGGAGAGCGCCGUCAUACUGACGGAGCUGAUAGACAACCUCUGGCUGGACCGAGGAACCAGGGCGGCCUUCGUCGACUUUUCCACGUACAACGCCAACAUCAACAUGUUCUGUGUCAUCAGGUUGGUGGUUGAGUUCCCAGCGACGGGUGGAGCGAUUCCUUCCUACCAGAUCAGAACAGUCAAGCUGAUUCGCUACAUCACCUACUGGGAUUUCUUCAUCCUGGGCUGCGAGAUGGUCUUCUGCGUAUUCAUCUUCUACUACGUGGUGGAGGAGAUCCUCGAGCUGCGCAUACACAAGUUCUCCUAUUUCAAAAACAUCUGGAAUAUACUGGACAUUGUUGUAAUAAUGCUCGCUAUUGUUGCCAUCGUAUUUAAUAUUUUCCGGACUGUCAAAGUUGACAAGUUGCUUGGCUCUCUGCUGGAGCAGCCCGACAUCUACGCUGAUUUUGAGUUCCUGGCAUUCUGGCAAACUCAGUAUAACAACAUGAACGCCGUGAACCUGUUCUUUGCGUGGAUCAAGGUGUUCAAGUACAUCAGUUUUAAUAAGACGAUGACUCAGCUGUCCUCCACGCUGGGCCGAUGCGCUAAAGAUAUCCUGGGAUUCGCCAUCAUGUUCUUCAUCGUGUUCUUCGCUUACGCUCAACUUGGAUAUUUGCUCUUCGGAACCGAGGUCGAAUCCUUCAGCACAUUCGUAAAGUGCAUCUUCACUCAGUUCAGAAUCAUUCUCGGAGACUUUGACUAUGAUGCCAUUGACCGUGCUAACAGAGUUCUGGGGCCAAUCUACUUCGUCACUUAUGUCUUCUUUGUUUUCUUUGUUCUCCUGAACAUGUUCCUGGCCAUCAUCAAUGACACAUACUCGGAGGUUAAGGAGGAGCUCUCAUCCCAGAAAGAUGAGCUGCAAAUUACCGACAUCAUCAAACAGAGCUACUUGAAGACGUUUAUGAAGCUGAAACUUAAAAAGGAGAAAAUAUCAGAUGUCCAGAAGGCUUUACGUUCUGGAUCUGGAGAAAUCGAAUUCAAGGACUUCAGAGAAACUCUCAAAGAGAUGGGACACGCCGAUCACGAAAUAUCUGCGGCCUUCUCGAAGUUCGACCGCGACGGGAACCACAUUCUGGAUGAGGACGAACAAGAGAGGAUGAAAAUCGAGCUGGAGGAGAAAAGGGAUGCUCUGAGUGCUGAACUCAACAACAUGGGAAUGAACUACAACAAAGAGUUACUGGAGAAGCCUGCGGCCACAUCCAACGAGGCAAAGAACCCCUCUGGUCCAACCUUCGUGGAUCGAGAAGAGUUUCUACGGCUGGCCAGACAGGUGCUCAGCCUUGAAAGCUCUGUAGCCGGAAUCACAUCCAGGAUUGAGCUGAUUUUGGAGAAACUGGGAUUACAAGAGAAAGCGAAGGAGAACCAAACUGAUCGUGAUAGCGAUGGCUCAGCCUCAGACGGCGCCGUCCUGGUGUGCGUGGACAGGGCAACCACGGCCAAUCUGUCAUCCCGGAGACCACCGACUCACCCUAACUCCACGGACAACUUCCACAUGUGAUCAACCUCCCGAGGAAACAGAAGCGCAGGUUACCUGGAAAUCAGACGACACUUUACAACGUUCACAAUCCAGCCCGGUGAAAAAAUAUCAAUUAUCACCCGAUAACAACCCACUUACAGUCGUUAGACGUGGGAACAUCCACAGUUACAUUCAUUACAUGGAAAUAUGUAAAUACUGUAUAAAUGUUUUUUGCUUCCUAGUUGACUGCACUAGAGCUAACAUGAGAAACUAUUUAAGCUCAGAUACAUAUAUAUAUUUAAAGAAGACUUUAUGUAAAUCAUUAGUAUUGUGUAUUAUGGACAUACUAUGUCAACAGUGGGUUAGUUAAGUUUGUUAUAUAUAAUCCAAAAUUAGCAUCUAAGUGAAUAUUAGCAUUGCUUUAGUCACUUUAAUGUUAAUCAAUGUUCUGCUACAGCUUUUCCACCAAAGUGGUUCAGUUAUUAUCAUUCAUCGACCGUGAGCUGAUGAAGCAGUAUUGACCGCUCUUCAUUCAUACUCCCAUAUUUAAACAUAAAACAACCCGAUCUGUAACUUUAUUAUAGAGUAGUCGGGUUGUUUUUCUUUCUUUUUGAUCAAAUGCGUAAGAAGCACGUGCUGUAGUAUAUUUAACAGAGAGUAUACACGUCAGUACCUCGGUUAUUUAAAUGUCUGUUUAACGCGGUGUACGUGAGCUUUGCCGUCUGCACAAGUGUCCAAUAAACGCACUUAACGACGAGGUUCAAAUGUUUCUUUAUUUGAAGCGUCUCACUGAGUUUUUUUCUUUUUUUUUUUUAACCCCCGUUACACGGAAAAAAACAAAAAAAAAAAAACAAACAAGUGAUUUCAUCCUUUAUUAUUAAACAUCACUUUCGUUGUUCAACUUAUUUGUAUAGUCAUGAAAAGCGAAAUUGCCGUUACAUUCAAUGUUUGAAGCAACACAUAUAUUACACGUCAGAAAGCGUGCAGUUCAAGCCGAUGCGUCACCUGCUUCCUGCUACACCCUGAAAAUGGCACACAAACUUAAAAAAAAAAGAAAAAGAAAGAAAA
Mugil cephalus (flathead mullet) is the source of this 3511-nucleotide messenger RNA. It is a transcript of the gene pkd2l1, whose product is annotated as polycystic kidney disease 2-like 1. Lineage: Eukaryota; Metazoa; Chordata; Actinopteri; Mugiliformes; Mugilidae. The transcript has 15 exons. Gene Ontology annotation, cellular component: membrane. Gene Ontology annotation, molecular function: calcium channel activity; calcium-activated potassium channel activity; muscle alpha-actinin binding. The record is from RefSeq and is a predicted model, not a curated record. Gene Ontology annotation, biological process: detection of mechanical stimulus; potassium ion transmembrane transport. Bases 68 to 2485 code for a protein of 805 amino acids.